Orussus abietinus is the source of this 1504-nucleotide messenger RNA. RefSeq names its product probable galactose-1-phosphate uridylyltransferase (gene Galt). The record is from RefSeq and is a predicted model, not a curated record. Lineage: Eukaryota; Metazoa; Arthropoda; Insecta; Hymenoptera; Orussidae. The transcript is spliced from 6 exons. Gene Ontology annotation, biological process: beta-D-galactose catabolic process via UDP-galactose, Leloir pathway. Gene Ontology annotation, molecular function: zinc ion binding; UDP-glucose:hexose-1-phosphate uridylyltransferase activity. Bases 116 to 1330 code for a protein of 404 amino acids. Gene Ontology annotation, cellular component: cytoplasm.
UAUGACAUUGCACUUAAGAAAAAGCGUCGCACUUGAUGAAUGAUAUAAGUGCAGUGAUGUCAUUGCUUUUGACCUUGUGAUAUGUUAGAACGACGCCCUAUUGUAACGUAGAACAAUGGCUCAUAAUGAAAAAGUAUCCAAAAACAGUAUGAAUUGCAGUCAUGAUACUUGCUGUGAAAAAAGUCAAUGUGAAGCAGAUAAAGACAAAAAUCCCGUUGAUGAUUCAAAAUUUGAUCCCACUGAACAUCAACAUAUUCGAUACAAUCCUUUAAAGGGUGAAUGGGUUCUUGUAUCCCCACAUCGUAUGAAACGGCCAUGGGGUGGUCAAGUAGAAAGUAAUACGGAUGACGAUCCCCCUGAUUAUGAUCCCCACAAUCCUUUAUGUCCUGGAAAUAUCAGAGCUAAUGGACAGCUCACACCAUCUUAUGAACAUACAUUUUCUUUUGUUAAUGAUUUUCCUGCCCUUUUGGAAUCGGUUCCUGAUCCACCAAGCUCAACCGAUGAAUUAUUCAAAAUGGAAGCUGCACGGGGCACCUGCAAAGUUAUGUGCUUUCAUCCUAAAUCUAAUGUUACAAUUGCUUUGAUGAAAGUUAAUGAAAUUAAAAAAGUAAUUGAACAGUGGAUUUGUGAAAUGCUUGAAUUGGGUCAGAAAUGGAUUUGGGUACAAAUAUUUGAGAAUCGUGGGGCAAUUAUGGGAUGCAGCAAUGCUCACCCUCAUUGUCAAAUAUGGGCCAGUUCUUUUUUACCUUUUGAAGCUAAAAGAAAAGAUAAGUUACUUUGUGACUAUUAUAGUCGUAACAAGAAGCCACUUCUCAUUGACUACAUGCAAAAAGAAAUAAUUAAAAAGGAGCGUAUUGUGAUUGAUAACUGUGAUUGGAUAGUUGUUGUUCCAUUUUGGGCUGUAUGGCCUUAUGAAACAAUGGUGCUUCCUAAACAACAAGUAACGAGAAUGCAAGAUUUGACUCCAAGGCAACAAGAAUCAUUAGCUGUUAUAAUGAAAAGGCUGUGCACAAAAUAUGAUAAUUUAUUUAAUUGCUCAUUCCCUUACUCUAUGGGUUGGCAUGGUGCUCCAACUGGUCCAAACUUAAACAAUGACUUUAGAUACUGGACAUUUCACGGAAUUUAUUUACCUCCUCUAUUACGAUCAGCAACAGUGAAAAAGCAUAUGGUUGGGUAUGAACUCUUAGCUCAAGUUCAGAGAGAUUUAACACCCGAGCAAGCAGCUAAGAAAUUAAGAGAUUUACCAAACACUCACUAUAAACAUCCUGAAACAAGUUUAUUGCCCGACGAAAUAAUGAAGUACUGUGACUGUAAUCCAUCUCAUGUAUAAUAUAAACUUGAGUAGAUAAUUACCAAAGAUGAUAUAAUAUAUUAUACAUUCAGAGAAACUAUUCAAGGGAGUUAUCGAUUCAGAGGCCAGAAUAAAAUCUAAUAAAAAUCCAAUGUUAACAAAAAAGGCCUAAGUUAAUUUAUUAUCGAAUAAUAAAUGCAUUAUUUCACUUUU